AUCCCCAAGUUUCCACUUUCCAUCAAUCAGUUAGACUGAGAAAGUAGUUCUAUCCUACCUUCCUUCUUCAACUUACAUUUCGUAACAACACAUCCGUGAUGGCGGAAAAUAUGAACGGCGUGUCCGCAGACGAAAAUAAGUGCAGCCGCAGGGAGGAGACGCUCUCCGGCGUUCUUCAUCGUUUGGUUUCGACGAUCAUCUUCCCCGAUGCAUCGUCAUCAGCAUCAACUCCGCUGCUGAAGCGGAUCAAAAUCUCCAUUUCCGAGAAUGGGCCUCGUCUCGGCGAAGCCUCUAGAAACACUGGCCGGACUGUUCUGAUGUGGACUCGUAGAGGCAGCCCUCUUCGUGCUCUUCUCGUCAUUUCUGUUGGGACUAUUACUCUUCUUACCUUAACAGGAUUGCUCGUAUUUAUGCUUUUCUUUCUGGCUGCAACUGUCAAUGCCAUCGUCAUCUCUCUUCUCAUCUCUUUGGCAGCUGCAGGAGGCUUCAUGGCUCUUUUCUUUGCCUGUGUAACAGCUAUUUAUAUUGGGGCCUUAUCAGUUGCUGCAUUUGUUAUUUCUACUGCAACAAUUUCUGCAAUUGUUGCUGUUAUUAUAGCUACGGGUUGGGUUGGAUUCAUUUGGGCUGUAUGGUUGGCAACUAAGAAAAGUGUGGCUCUUGCUAAGCACUCAUUGAGCAUGACUGGAUCGGCUCUCUCAGCUUACUCUCCUGCUCGGCAUACCCGUCACUACCAGGAAUCGGAUAAAUUUUCAGAUUGAAGUGCUUUUGUGAACAUAAGCCCCAGGCUUGCCUUCAAGAAACCUGCGUGCUUUGGAUAUUUAUACAAGUUUAUGCUUGCGCUCAUGUUUCUGACAGCUUCUGUGCAUGUGUGUGUUUUCAGAUGCUGUUGCUUGUAUAUAGAUCAGAAGCAUGACUGUAUUUGCCAAUUACCAGCGGUUCCAGAACCAUAGGUAAUGGUAUAGUAUUACUGUUUGUCUAGUUACAUAGUCUGCAUGCUGGCAUGGUGUUAGAUUUUCCAGUUUGUCUUAUCUUUCAUUCUACUUAGCCCGUCUUGGGUAACAAAAUUCCGGUGUAAAAAGGGUCCUGACUGUUUGGAGUUCAAUCAUUUCCGGAUGAAUGAUGUUGUAUGCUUAUUCCUCUAGAUGGGUUGAUGCUUAGCUUGUAAUGGAAACCAUGAUAGUUAUGGACCAAUUGUAUACUACACUUGAUGGAGUUUCAUGUGAUACACAGGUUUGUUUUCUAA
Theobroma umbraticum is the source of this 1243-nucleotide messenger RNA. Its product is annotated as voltage-dependent L-type calcium channel subunit. The record is from RefSeq and is a predicted model, not a curated record. NCBI's taxonomy places the organism in Eukaryota, Viridiplantae, Streptophyta, Magnoliopsida, Malvales, Malvaceae.